GGCCUGCGCGGGGAUGGGUGCGCCGGGCCUGGGCCCGAGCACCGGAGAGGGAGGUCGGGCGAGCGACCGCCCUUGCCUUCGGAGACAUCGUCAUCCCCAGAGAACACACAGAGGACAUUAGCACUCAAGAAGGCUGAAUUAGCUAAAACCUUGGGAAAGAUCAAAAUUACCACAAAUCUGGGCAAUGUGAAGAAAAACGCCAUCGAGGAGCUGAAGCGGUGCGGUGCCCGCCUGGCAGAGACCGACCGCCGGCUGAUGAGGGACGUCCCGCGCGCUGGUGACAGCCCUGCCGAGCGAGCCAGGAGCCUGCUCAGCGGUAGCGCUGUGGAACGAGCCGGGACUGGAUUUCUCCCCGUGCGGAGGGCGAAGGCCACGGUGCAGACUUUGAAUCAGAACCGGCUGGAUACGGCAAGGGCAGAGCGCCAGGAAAUGGAAAAAACGAUGGAAAAGAAUCUGGGAAGGGAGCUGCUCACGCUGCUGUGGGAGCUCCAUCAGGAGCUGGAUGAAGUCACCUCCAAGGCAGAGGUUCUCCAGGACGAGCCCGGCGUCCUGCAGACCUGCACCGAUGGGCGCUAUCCGGAACGAGCUGCCCAGGCAGUCCUGCAGCGCAGCAUCCCCAGCCUGAAUGUCCUGGGUUACAGU
This is a messenger RNA of Leptosomus discolor (cuckoo roller), 642 nucleotides long. Lineage: Eukaryota; Metazoa; Chordata; Aves; Leptosomiformes; Leptosomidae. The record is from RefSeq and is a predicted model, not a curated record.